UCAUGUAUUUUCUUUCUAACGAAUCACAACACAAAAUUUAUAAAAUAGACCAAAAAAUCGACUGAAAUUGUGUUUGUGGCAGUGGUAAAGUACCAAAUUACAAAAUUUAUAAAAUAACCAAAAAUCGAAUGUAAUCCAAAAAAAAAAAAAAAACAAAUUUUCAAAAGGAAUAAGACUAAACUCGAAGUGACACAACUCGCGAGUUCGCUCGUUCGUAAAUGGCGCGAGGUCUGUCUCUCUGCUCCAAUGGAAGAAAGUCUUCGACUUUACUCUCAAACUCCAUCCUUAGGGUUUCAUUUUCCUUUUCUCCGAAAACCCUUUUCACGUCUUCAUAUCCACAUCAAUCUCGCCACCCAAAAUUCUCACGAUUGUUCUGUAACCACGCAUGUGUUCCCGAGACGGUGGACGAAACGAAGUAUAAGGAGCUUUUCAAUAAAAGAAUGGCUAUGGCAGGACUUAAACCUCACCACCGAAUUGCUUUGGGAGUUUCAGGUGGUCCUGAUAGUAUGGCUCUUUGUGUUCUAACUGCAAAAUGGAAAACUGAAGGAUUAAGUUGUGUUAAUAAGUCAGAUGGUUUCAUUGAUGGACUUGUUGCUAUAGUUGUGGAUCAUGGAUUAAGACAAGAGAGUAAAGAUGAAGCUGAACUUGUCUGUUCUAGAGUUUCUCAAAUGGGUAUUAGAUGUGAGAUUGCAAGUUGUGAUUGGGUUGAUGGUAGACCAAAGCUUGGUCACUUGCAAGAAGCAGCUCGUGAAAUGAGGUAUCAAAUGAUUUCGAAUGUUUGUUUUCGACAUCAGAUUGAGGUCUUACUUAUAGCUCAUCAUGCCGAUGACCAGGCUGAGUUAUUCAUUCUCAGGUUAUCUCGUAGUAGCGGUGUACUUGGGCUUGCGGGUACAGCUUUUGCUUCCGAGAUUUUCUCCAGAAAUCUGCAGUUAGAUGCAAAACAUAUAAAGAACCGAUCUAUUCUCUUAGUGCGUCCGCUACUAGAUUUAUGGAAAGAAGACAUGUAUAAGAUAUGUCAAUGGGGUAGACAAGAUUGGGUUGAAGAUCCGACUAAUCGUAGUCAAUUGUUUGUCCGGAACAGGAUUCGAACGUCAAUAGGAAAUCUACAUUCAGGUAGCUUCAAGUCAGAGCUUCAUGCAGUCAUUUCUGAAUGCCGAAGAACACGUUCAUUUGUUGAUAAAUUUUGUACAGACUUAAUAAGUCAGACCGUAACAGUGACAGAUAAAGGGUAUGCUAUUCUUGAUCUAGAGAGACUAAAUCCUACAGAAGUUAAAGACAUUUGCCUCUCAAAGUAUCUCGCUGCAGUCUUGCAGUUUAUCUCUCAACGGCACAGACCAGUCAGAGGAAACACUUCAAAGUUGCUUUUGAACUAUAUCCGCGCAAUUCCGUGCAGGACAUCUCUAACAGCUGCUGGUUGCUACCUUAGUCCAGCUCCUGGGUCCAAGGGUACCAAAAUUAUAGUUUCUUGUUCUGUUGACUGUCCUUUACCAUCAAAGACAGAACUCGUGAACAUUUGCGUCAAUGAAGCUCAGAAAAAACCGACUUCUGAUGACCUCAGUAAAAUCAUAUCAGACGCAACAUCUAUUUCAGACCAUGAGGCCCCGAGCAAAUUGUUUGAAGUCCAUUUUUUGGUUGUUGCAUCUGAAUCCGUAUUGAGUAAAGCCAGAGAGCUCAAUCUUCUCAGCGAAUCGACCUAUACAACCAUUGGUCUACUGCAAAGGAAUGAAACCAAUCGGUUCAUAACUACAACAGAAGACAAAUCUGUAGAUGAAUCUGAGCAUGGAACCAACAUUGCAUCUUCCUCUGAUAAUGUACUUCUUUUGCCAGGGCAAAAUCUCUACUUCAUGAACCGGUUUCUCAUCAGAUGGAACUUGAGUGACCACCAAUGUGAUGAAGCUGGCUGCGGAAAUUGUCCAGUGAGGACAGCUACAUCAAUGGAGGUUCGGCACAUGGUUGAAUCCGACUGGCUAUAUCUAGCUGAGCUUUCAAAAUGCUCGAACUCAAACCAUUCUAUGUCAUCCUCACAAAAAGCUCUCAGGUCCUUAAAGUUGAUCCCAGCUGCUGCAAGAAAAAGCCUCCCGGUCUUGAUCAAUCAUUGCGGACUACUACUCAGUGUUCCCGCUAUUAGCUUCAACUAUUGUCCAUGCCUUGAGGCAUCUGCAGUGUUUCUUCCAAGAGUACCACUCGGAGGCGGUCAUAGCUCAUUUCUCUAGUCUAGCCAUAUCCUGUUUCAUUCAUUCAAUAUUUCAAUUCUAACAGACAUUUAUUCACUUGUACUGAAUUCUUGUGAAACAAAAUAAUAUUUGAUCAAGAAUCUGUAUCCUAGGCAACUUUCGUUA
This is a messenger RNA of Arabidopsis lyrata subsp. lyrata, 2339 nucleotides long. RefSeq lists its product as uncharacterized. Gene Ontology annotation, biological process: tRNA processing. Lineage: Eukaryota; Viridiplantae; Streptophyta; Magnoliopsida; Brassicales; Brassicaceae. The record is from RefSeq and is a predicted model, not a curated record. The transcript has 11 exons. Gene Ontology annotation, molecular function: ligase activity, forming carbon-nitrogen bonds; ATP binding. The coding region runs from base 219 to 2213 and encodes 664 amino acids.